CAGGCGCUCUCAUCAGUGACGGGCUCACCGGCUGUGUGGACGGAGCUGUGGCGCAGGAGGAGCGGUAGAGUUGCGACCGGGGGGGAAAGCUGCCUGAAAACAGGAGGAAAAUGCGCGAGAGAGGGAGGCGGGACAAACAGAGCGAUCACAGAGGAGAGAGAAGUCAUUCAGAGCAGGGAGAAAGCUGCGAGACAAGGACACAGAGCGAGGAAAACGCACAGAGAAGCCUCUUCUGACUGCGAGAGAAGCAUGAGAGUGCGCACAGAAAGUGGCAAAGAAGAAGAAGGGGGAGUCCAACAGACGGCUGAGACUACAGGACUGAACUGACACAAGACGAGAAGAGGAGGAGCGCCAGGGCAAGUUGAUAGAUUUGAUUUGGAGGGAGUAUUUUUAGAACGAGGAGCAGAGGCAUGAGAGGAAUACCAAGAUGAGAGAUGCUGUCUUUGAGUCGGAGAGCAAAACUAGGGAGGAAGAGGAGGAAGAGUGAAUGACGGGGGACGGAUAAAAGGUGGCGAGAAACACGGAGAUCGGAUUUUUCACAGAACAGAUCAGCCUCGGUGUGGUGUCCUGCAGGAAAGCACUGUGCAUGUUCAUGAAUGUGCACGAGACGUGCUGCUCCAGGUGAAAGUGUGCUGUCUGUUUCUAACUUUGACUGUGGACGAAAUGAUCCUGCUGUCCCCAGAGGAGCUUAAAUCUGAGAAGCAGGAGAGUCCACAGUGGGACAGAAAAUAAAUGAGGAUUGGAGACAUUUGUGCAUCCAAGUUUGGACGUGGAUCAAAACAUCUCUGCGACUCUAAAAAUCUGGAACGAGGCAAGCUCUCAUUGACCAGCCCCUCCACUCAUCUCUGUUUUUAUUUUUCUUCUCUUCUGUCUGUUUUCGUCCUCAGCUUUGCAUUUGCCCUCUCUUUUCCCUUCUCUCCUCUCUUUGCCUUUUCUUGUUUUCAUUUGCUCUCUGUCUCAUCAUCUCUUGUUCACCGUCUCACUAACUGCCGUGGACUCCGGACUCAUUCAUGUAGAAGACCCCUCGCUUAGAGCAUAUUCGCCUCUGAUUUUUCUCUUUUUCCCUGCUGAGUUGGACGAUACGAGAGCUUUUCAGACUUGGAGAACAUUGAAAGGAGACCAACAAGCAUCAGCUGCUGAGUUCAUCAUCGGAAGAGGACUUCAGAACACGCAUGUGAGGGUCCUUUCACAGAGUGUGUGGUACCAAUGUGGUUGUGACUGAAUGGGCUAGUAGUGGCCAAAUGCAUAUCCAUGUGUAGAUUACAGUAGUGGAUUUAUCCUGGAGCUACAUGUGGGCCCCAGCCCCUGAGGCCUGGCUGGGAAAUGAAGCCUCUCCUGCGGUUGUAGGAGCGCUGUGGGCAGCCAUGGCCCUGGAGGGGCACUGUCUCCGGAGGGGAUCCCCGGCCAUGAUUAGAAAGGGUCGCAAGCGACGUCACACGAAGCCGACUCUGGCUCAGGUCACAACCACUCUGCUGUCAAGGACACGUCUCCACGGCCUGCGGCAUGUCUGUGUCCCCGGUGGCUCAGUUGGCCGCAGGGCCUUCUGGUUGCUGGCCCUCUGCACCUCGCUGGGGUUGCUUUUAUCCUGGUCCUCCAACCGUCUUCUUCACUGGCUCUCCUUCCCCACAUACACCCGAGUCCACACCGAAUGGGCCAAAGAACUGGCUUUCCCCGCCGUCACCAUCUGCAACAACAAUCCUAUUCGGCUCUACAAGCUCACAAAGAGCGACCUGUACUUCGCCGGCCACUGGCUCGGCCUUCUGCUGGCCAACCGGACAGUCAGGCCCAUGGUCCUGGACCUGCUGCAGGAGGACCGCCUGGCCUGGUUCAGAAAACUCUCAGACUUCAGGCUAUUUCUGCCACCCAGGAACUUUGAAGGAACCAACCUGGAGUUUAUGGACCGACUGAGCCACCAGCUGGAUGAAAUGCUUCUCUCCUGCAAAUACAAAGGAGAGCCCUGUGGAGCUCACAACUUCUCCUCUGUGUUCACCAGGUACGGGAAGUGCUACAUGUUCAACGCCGCAGAGGAGGGGAAGACCCUCCGGACCACCAUGAAAGGAGGGACUGGGAACGGGUUGGAGAUCAUGCUGGACAUCCAGCAGGAUGAGUACCUGCCGGUGUGGGGGGACACAGAGGACACAGCGUUUGAGGCGGGUGUGCGGGUGCAGAUCCACAGCCAGGCGGAGCCUCCGUUUGUCCAUGAGCUGGGCUUCGGCGUGGCCCCUGGCUUCCAGACCUUUGUGGCCACYCAGGAGCAGAGGCUGACCUAUCUGCCUCCCCCAUGGGGAGAGUGCGAGUCCAAAGCCCUGGAGUCGGGCUUCUUUCAGGUCUACAGCGUGACGGCCUGCAGGAUCGACUGCGAGACGCGCUACAUCGUGGAGAACUGCAACUGCAGGAUGGUUCACAUGCCUGGUGACGCCUCGUACUGCACACCUGAGCAGUACAAAGACUGUGCUGAGCCUGCGCUGGCCAAACUGUCUGCGGUGGAAAGCAGCAGCUGCAUGUGCAGGACGCCGUGCAACAUGACCCGCUACAACAAGGAGCUGUCCAUGGUCAAAAUCCCCAGCAAGACGUCGGCGCGCUACCUGCAGAAGAAGUUCAACAAGUCGGAGAAGUACAUCACAGACAACAUCUUGGUGCUGGACGUGUUCUUUGAGGCUCUGAACUACGAGACCAURGAGCAGAAAAAGGCCUACGAGGUGGCUGGUUUACUGGGUGAUAUUGGAGGACAGAUGGGUUUGUUCAUCGGAGCGAGCAUCCUCACCAUCUUAGAGCUGUUUGAUUAUGCUUAUGAGGUGGUGAAAGACCGACUGCUGGACUUACUGAGCAGAGAGGAGGAGGAUGAGAGCCAUGCAGAGGAGGUGAGCUCCUGUGACCCCGUGGCGAACCACUCAGAAUCCAUCAGCCACACCGUGACCGUCCCCCUCCAGACAACCUUGGGCACCCUGGAGGAGAUCGCCUGCUGAAGACCCCCUUCCCUACCCCUCAGAGCUGCCCAAAAACCCAGCACCUGCCUCCACUGGGCCUGGCAUCCUUUUUUUACGGAGUCCUGCUGGACCUUAACGGGGGCGGGGAGGAGGACGGGAGCAGGGGUCAGUCUGAGGACAGCGCCGCACUCCGUCACACCCUUCUGUCUGAGGCGCUAAUGGGGAUUAAAGACCUGCCAGAGGGAUUUAUCAGCAUUCUCUGUCACCCUGCACCGGAGGGGGGGCGGCCUCUGCCGUGACGGACCCUCGCUGAGGUCCCCUCCACAAAUAUGCACAAAGAAUAUUAAAGACCGAGUCGAGAGUUCUCAUCCUGUGCAGAGUAGCCAUGUAAAAAUAAAUCCACACUCGUACGUCUCUCACUGCCAAAUUAGCUGUAAAAAAAAAAGAAGAAGCGGUCUCCAAACUGCAUGCGUCGAUCUGUCUCACUCUUUGCUGAUGCUGGACUGCAGUGUUGCUUUACUGCGCGCGUGUGUGUGUGUGUGUGUGUGUGUGUGUGUGUGUGUGUGUGUGUGUGUGUGUGUGUGUGUGUGUGUGUGUGUGUCAUUAGUCUGUUUAUCUGCAGGAUGGCACUGUGGAAACAUCAAACCUUUCGAAUGUACAGAUUGAACAGUUUCAGGCUGCUGGAAAACUAAACAGCUUCUUAUGUUCGUCAGUGUAAGAAAAAUAAUCUGAAUAUUUUCUGCCCACCUUUUUUUUUUUUUUGGUCCACCUGCCAUUUUGAAGGUAAUUGUUUAACCGGAUGUCAGGUUUGCUCCGUGGCUCCUGUGGUGCUCGGCUGUUAUUUACAGACAUCGCUGAGAGGAUGUCAGACCCUCGCUGUUAAUUUAUGGGAGUAAAUGGGGAGACUUGAGGCCGCUGCACCUCAGCAGAGCACUCAGCUAAUUGAGACUGAGUCUGAAUUUAUACGCUCGCCAAACAACAAGUUGUGUACACAGCUCCUGUUCUGCUAAUCCAUUAUUUCAUUAAGGAAAUGUCAGGGUGGUAUUUACCAUUUUUAUCUAGUGUUUUUUUAUUUUCUCUGUUGCCAAAACAAUCCCAGGUUAGACGGUUUUAAUUUAAACUGAUAAAAAGGAUGUUUUAGUGUUUAUUAUCUUGGUUUUCACAAUGUAAAUAUGUAUUUUUUUUCCGUGUAAAACGGGUAUGAUGCAAAGCAGCCAGUAGCACUUUGGAUUAGCUGAAUGUCUAAAAGUGAAGGAGCGACCCACCCACCCCCUCAGCACCUCCCACCUCCUUUAAGACUCGACCCAACAUGACUCGACACCAAAAGCUUCUGUGAGACUGUUGAGAAACAUUUAGCGUCUCUGAGUUUUCUAUUUCCGGCGUGUCAUCACGGUGAUGUUUGCAGGUAGGAAUGAGUUCAGACUGUUUGGAUUAUGAUUUCCCAUCUGUGGCUCAGCCUGCUGUCUCUGUGUUCCUCUCUCUCUCUCUCUCUCUCUCUCUCUCUCUCCCUCUCUCUCUCUCGUGUCGUGGCUUCUGAUGAACGCAGUCCUCCAUCGACCUGUGGGGACGUGAGACAAACGCGUCUCUCUUGGUUUGGUGGCAUCAAGUACCGGCUGAUUCCCCCUCUCCACUCCAGCUUCAGUUGUUACCGCAGGACAGCGCUUUCUCGUUCUGUGAUGCAGCAACACAGUGUGUGUUUUUAUUGUGAAAUGAUUAAAUGAAAAAGUUUGUUUUUGCA
Messenger RNA from Austrofundulus limnaeus, 4665 nucleotides. RefSeq names its product acid-sensing (proton-gated) ion channel 2 (gene asic2). Gene Ontology annotation, biological process: sodium ion transmembrane transport. The record is from RefSeq and is a predicted model, not a curated record. Gene Ontology annotation, molecular function: ligand-gated sodium channel activity. Gene Ontology annotation, cellular component: plasma membrane. Lineage: Eukaryota; Metazoa; Chordata; Actinopteri; Cyprinodontiformes; Rivulidae. The transcript is spliced from 10 exons. Bases 1290 to 2966 code for a protein of 558 amino acids.